This is a messenger RNA of Austrofundulus limnaeus, 620 nucleotides long. RefSeq names its product NADH dehydrogenase [ubiquinone] 1 alpha subcomplex assembly factor 5. The record is from RefSeq and is a predicted model, not a curated record. Gene Ontology annotation, cellular component: mitochondrion. Gene Ontology annotation, biological process: mitochondrial respiratory chain complex I assembly. NCBI's taxonomy places the organism in Eukaryota, Metazoa, Chordata, Actinopteri, Cyprinodontiformes, Rivulidae.
CGCGUCACACGUGUUUUCCCAGCAUGCAGCUGCACUCUGAGCUGACWGAAGCCCCGCCCCCGGAGCUGUACGGACAGCAGCGCGGACAAAAAGGGCGACGAGCUGACGUUAAUGAUUCUGUCUGUUUUAAUAAGAAACAUCACGAGUUAAACAGGAAGUGARGCUGCAGGACAGCAGAGUAUUUCCGGUCUGAGGCGGUUUAGUUCAGUCUAAAUAUUAAAUUAAUAUAAAUAUUAAAAGUCUGCAGGUUAUCCUGAAACACAGUCCGCUGCAGCUCUGGGUUUUGUCAGAUCCAGUUCCAGAGUUUUUGAUGGCCCCUGCAGGAUCCGGGUCCCCUUGUGACAGACAGGAAGUGGUUUCAGUCGGCAGACAUGUUGGACAGGGUCUGACGAGCAGGACAUGAGCUUCAGACUGGGUCAGAGAGUCCUGCAGACCUCCUGGACCAGGUCCCCCUGGGGCUACAGGCUCCAGGCCGGCUUCUGGUCCGGACCCGGACCCAGCAGGACCCGGUCAGCUGCAGGCUCCGUGAACGUGUUCAACAGAGAGAUGAAGAGGAGGCAGAAGAACUGGGCUGCUGCUCUGCAGGACCACCACCUGUACGACUACCUGAGGGACCAGGU